Messenger RNA from Magnolia sinica, 790 nucleotides. Its product is annotated as peroxynitrite isomerase Rv2717c. Lineage: Eukaryota; Viridiplantae; Streptophyta; Magnoliopsida; Magnoliales; Magnoliaceae. The record is from RefSeq and is a predicted model, not a curated record. Bases 160 to 636 code for a protein of 158 amino acids. The transcript is spliced from 4 exons.
CGCAGGGAGAAUCCGCGUCCGCUUAAAAGUGACGCAUACAGUAGUAAAAAACUCAUUCCCACAUUUGGUGAACGAAGUGGAACCGUCGUCGACGAUAAAAGAGAGGGAGAAACAAAGGUAACAGCCCGUAGAAAUUGCGGAGAAGAGGAGAAGAGGGAAAUGGACGGUGGUGGAGUCGCGAUGCAUCCGGCCAUUGUUCCUCUGGCCCACUUGCUGGGAAAGUGGAGAGGCCAAGGUGAAGGCGGAUACCCCACCAUCAACUCCUUCCAGUACGGCGAGGAACUCACCUUCUCCCACUCCGGAAAGCCUGUAAUAGCCUAUUCUCAGAAGACGUGGAAGUUGGCUUCUGGAGAGCCUAUGCAUGCUGAAAGUGGUUAUUGGCGACCCAAAACCGAUGGAUCAAUUGAAGUCGUAAUUGCUCAGAGCACUGGUCUUGUGGAGGUUCAGAAGGGGACCUAUGAUACUGGAAAUAAAAUUGUGAAGCUUCAAAGUGAACUUGUAGGAAAUGCAUCGAAGGUGAAGGAGAUAACUCGGGUAUUCGAGGUUGUCAACGGUGAAUUAUCUUAUGUGGUUCAGAUGGCUACACAUUUGCAUGAUCUUCAACCACAUCUAAAAGCACUACUCAAGAAGCUUUGAUGCAUUUGUUUUGAGACAAAAAAUGAUAAUUCAGUGUCUCUAACAUCUACAAUGAGAGCAGCUGCUGGUAAUGUAGAUACUCUGUUUUGGCAUCUAUGUAUGCCUUAAAGGGCUCAUGAAUUAAUGCAAUGGGUGUCUUUUGGCCUUUGGUUUA